This is a messenger RNA of Ipomoea nil (Japanese morning glory), 1295 nucleotides long. RefSeq names its product protein LATERAL ORGAN BOUNDARIES. Bases 492 to 998 code for a protein of 168 amino acids. The transcript is spliced from 2 exons. The record is from RefSeq and is a predicted model, not a curated record. Lineage: Eukaryota; Viridiplantae; Streptophyta; Magnoliopsida; Solanales; Convolvulaceae.
AUUCUCCCAAGAUGCAAUGCAUGAGAAAGAGGCAAUGGGGGGAAUAGAGAGGGUAGAAGGCAAAAUGGGAGACAUCCCCACAGGCAGCCAGGAUAUUAUUAUUAGAUGCAAGGUCAUAGUCAUCUUUUUCUUAGUGUACCUUCCAUUUAUUACUAGCAUUUGUCUUUUGCCUUCAUUCCUUCUCCAUCACUAAAUGCCCUUUGCCUCCUUUUCCCUUCUCACCUUUUCUUUACACUUACAUAUACAUACAUACAUAUAUAUCUGUGUGUCUGUAUAUAUAUAUAUGCACUGAAUUUUCAGGAGCCACAUAAGCCUCUUCCUCUCUUCUCCUUCAUCUUCAUCAUCUUCUUCUUCUUCUUCUUCAAUUAGGGUUUCCUUCCCUUUGAAGUGGCAAAACUCUGAACCUCAUAACCUUCACUGCUUCAAACUUCAAAGUAGCAAAAUCAAAGUUCUUGCAAAAGAAUUAAAAGUUUGAAGAGAGAGAAAUUGAAAUGGCUUCAUCAAGCUCGUACAGCUCGCCAUGCGCCGCCUGCAAGUUCCUGAGGAGGAAGUGCCUGCCGGGGUGCAUUUUCGCGCCGUACUUCCCGCCGGAGGAGCCGCAGAAGUUCGCGAACGUGCACAAGAUCUUCGGGGCGAGCAACGUGACGAAGCUCCUGAACGAGCUCCUCCCGCACCAGAGGGAGGACGCGGUGAGCUCCCUGGCGUACGAGGCGGAGGCGCGUGUCAGGGACCCCGUCUACGGCUGCGUCGGCGCCAUCUCCUACCUCCAGCGACAGGUCGAGCGCCUCCAGAAGGAGCUCGACGCCGCCAACGCCGACCUCAUCCGCUACGCCUGCAACGACGUCGCGCCGCCGCCUCCUCCUCCCCAGAUGGCCCCGCCGCCGCCGCAAGGCCUCCGCCGGAGAAUGAGCAUGGGCAUGCACUACCCUAAUUACCCUUUCCCAUGGGAUGAUGAAAACAACAAUUACCCACAAGGAGGAGGAGAAGGGAGUGCUUAAGCUUCAAUGAAUUUAUACACACAAUCAAUAUGCCUCGCCUGCCCUAUCUAUCACUUUCUCCUUCUAGGGUUUCGAUCUGACCCUUGAAAGAGGGAAAAAAAAUCAACUUUCAAACUUCAAACUUUCAAAGCAUUCAACAUGGUACUUCUUUCACUCCUAGCUAUUAAAGUUGAGCUAUGCUUCCUAGCUAGACCAUUAAUAAGUUUCAUCAAACAAAACAACAUUACCAUUAUAUAUUAUUUGGUGGUUUUAGUAAGCAACUAUGUUUCUAAAACCCUUCAAAUUUCCUCUAUAUAU